AGAGCAGUCGUGCGCGCGCCGUCCUCGUGCUCGGACGGCUCUCCACCCUUUCCUCCCCUUCGCGCGCCCCGAGGUUUCCCCUGUAUCGCGGGUUGCGUCGGCCGGUCCAACGGAAAGAGGAGCACCCGUCCGAGGAGAUAGAUAUCGAAGAGAGUGCGGGCGCACCUGUGGAGAGCGAGAGAGAGGGUCGCGAGUGUGACGGCUAGCUGUGCCGUGCCGAUGAGUCGCGGCCGGGCGCGACCGCGAGCCCCCAUUGGCCCGCCCGGUGUGACCGCCGAAACUCGCCGGGCGAGCUGCCCUCCUAUUGGCGCAGGCCCCGGUCCGGCGAAAAUCUGGAGGCACGCGCGCUGCCUGGUGGAUGUGUACUCGUGCGUGUGAAGUAAGGUGCGAUCCGCCGGAAGGGCCCAGUCGGUCGCGGGGCGCGGAGGUGAACGGUGCGGCUGCCGCUGAGGGAGCGGGACGCCGCCACGGGCUCCGGCAAAAUGACCGUCGCCGGGAAGAGGUAUGUCGACUGCACGGUGCUGGGCAGCGGAAGCGGCGCCGAUGCCGAGGACUCCUCUUACGACAGCGACUACGAGGCCGAGGACUCCCUGGGCUCGACGGCGAUCCAUCCCCAGCUGGAGUCGCAGGUCUCGCCCUCGAGCCACUCGGACGUGUCCAGGACCACCUCGGACACCUUGGCGGCCGAAUUCGCCGAGUACGUCACCGUCCAAGGACCCUCGCCUAUCCAGGGCCCCGGUUACACGGCCAGGGUGGAGUUCGCCCUGAAGCUGGGCUACACCGAACACCACGUCCAGGCGGCCCUGUUGAAGCUGGGCCCUGACCCCGAGCAGAACGAGCUUCUGGCGGAGUUGAUAAAGCUAGGGGCAAGUUGUCCGAAGCUCAUCGACACCCUCGACGAGCCGGACGGCCUGCUGGAGGUGGACGUCAACGGCGAGGACGUCGGCGCCCUGUCGACGGGAUUGCGACCCGUCGUCAUAGACGGCAGUAACGUGGCCAUGAGCCACGGGAACAACGAGAUCUUCUCCUGCAGGGGCAUCAAGAUCUGCGUGGACUGGUUCAGGGCGAGGGGACACAAGGAGAUUACCGUCUUCGUCCCCAAGUGGAGGAAGGAGGCGUCCAGGUUGAACAAUCCCAUCGCCGAUCAGGAGAUUCUAGGGGAGCUCGAGAGGGACCGGUUGCUCGUCUUUACGCCCUCGAGGCUUGUCGGCGGCAAGAGGAUGGUGUGUUACGACGAUCGCUACAUCCUGCGACUCGCCGCAGAAUUAGACGGCAUCGUCGUCAGCAACGACAACUACCGGGACCUGGCGCAGGAGAGCCCGGACUUCCGGAAGGUCGUUGAGGAGAGGAUCCUGAUGUAUAGCUUCGUGAACGACCGCUUCAUGCCGCCGGACGAUCCUCUGGGUAGAAGUGGACCUACCCUCGACAAUUUCCUCAGGAUAGCGCCGAGGAAGUUCGACCCGGCGCCUCCUUGUCCGUAUGCCAAGAAAUGUACUUACGGCAACAAGUGCAAGUUCAGGCACCCGGAGCGAGGGCCAAAUUCGCAUAAAUCGGUGACGGUGCGCCUGGUGGAGCACGCCCAGCGUCAUCUCCAGGCUCGGGGACCUAGUCUGAGUCUGCCCUUGCCGUCCUCCGUUUCUUCCGGGUCCUCUAGCUCUUCCGGGCCCUCCUCCGGCAUCGGCUCGCAGCAUCAGCCUCUAGGCAAGGCCAGGUUACCGCCCACGUCCGUCCAAUCGUCGUCUCCUGUCCCGAAGAGCAGAUCCGUGGAGAACGUCACCGUAGAUCCGGUCUCCACCUCGAGUCCCACCAACUACGCCCAGCAGAUACCGCCCGUCCAAAACGCCCAAGGGUACUCCUCGGCAGUGGGAUGGACGUCGCCCAGGAUCGGGAAUCCAGAACCAGAACCAGCGAACAUGCACAGGAAACUGCAGCGUCAGCUGACCUUGAAUCCCGCCUGCGACCCUCGACUCUACCAGCUCAGGAGGUACCUCCAGCAGCAACAGCACCCGCCCCAGCAGCAGCAGCAUCCUCAGCAUCAGUCUCUUCAGCAACAGCCGGUCGUCCCUCCUGCGCGUUCGGCGAUCCAACACAGGCCAUUGACGAGACACGCCAGCAACGAGUCGUCCUAUCCUGUGUCGAUGAGCUGGGAGCACCCGGAACAUCAUCAUCAGAACGUGACUCGCAUAGCCUCGGCUCCUGACUCGUAUCGGGGCUGGCCACCUAGAAACGGCACCAACGUCCAAAACCAGUCUCGAGGUCAGCGUUUGGGCACUUCCGAGCCCCAGCUGAACCUGCUCCCGUCGCCGCCCUCGGCCCAGGGCUUGCACACCUGGGGAACCAGCCAGACCCAGGACGCUCGGCGCAAGCUGCACUACCAUCUCGCCAACAUCUUCCCCGAGGAGCAGGUGCAGGCCGCCAUGGCUCUUCAUCCCCACGAGACGGACCCCCAGCAGAUCUGCGCCGCCAUUUUGGCGAUGUUCCCCAAGACUUAGGCACCCAGACUGGUCCCUGCGAGACGCAGCCCCUCGUGGCCUUGGGAAUCGUCGGGACGAUUUUUGUUCUUUCUUUUUUGUUUCCCCUAACUUAUCAGGAUUAAGUCAACCGUCCUAGCUCCUCUCGUUACAUCAGGAUUUAUUGAUUUCCUUUUUUUUCUCGAAGACUAGCCCAAGGGACGCGGGGGUUGCCGUCGCGGCGAAGAAUCCAAAGACACCGAUACACGUUGAUCCGAUUUCAUAGUGAUAAGCGAUGGCACUGACUUCUCAUUCACUUCUUUCUUCCUUGUUUUUUAUUUUUUUUUUUUUGUUCCGUUCGAAAUUCUCGAGCUUCACGGAAACUGAAAUAGAUAUUGCAGAGAUCGCGAGGGCCUAAGACUUUUUACAGGGUUUCUAUGGGCGAAUCAAGGAGCGAGUCCUGGAAGAGGGGGAUUCCUCUCCGGAAACGCGGAUAUUCAGUUUGUCGCGUUGAAUUUGCGGGGAAACGCGUGGGUAUAUAUAUAUAAUUCUUUUUUUUUACACGAUGCCGAAGACCCGGUGAUUGGAGGGAGGAAAGUUGAGGCCCGAAUUAGAGAUGAGCGUCGAGGUAACUUUAAUGACUUUUCGGGAUAUUCGCGCUCAGAGGUAGGCGAGAGAAUCGAGUCACUUUUUUUUGUUUUCUCCCUCGUUUGUCACAUGUAAAUAUAUACACGCGCGCGUGCAUUAUUGAAUACGAGUAGAUAUAUAUGUGGUAUAUGUUAAAUACAUUGAACGUAUGUUUAGACUAUUCGACAAGUUCUGACCGAGGAGCGCCGCCUCGUUUUUUUAAACGUCAACGAGUGAGAUCGUCGCCAGCCCUGCGACUGCACAUACACGUUAUGUAUAAGAUAUACAUAUAUAUUUUUUCCCAUAUAUUUACAUAAGCAUGUACACGGAGUACGGAUAUGUGCUGCCACAAGGAUGAGCGUAGGUUAUUUAUAUCGAGGGCCCUUUCGCAUAAAACGGUACUCCGGACCGUAACGUGAAGUUCUUUGAAAGUAAUGUACAAGAAAAAAAAAGGAAAAAAAAAAACAGUGCAAGGAAUAGAAAAUAGCAAUAAUACGUACAUUAAUGUUUGAAAUCACUCUGAGAGUCAUUGUGGAGGAUUCGGGGCUCUCUUCGAAGACUCCUGCGACACAUGUGAUAAGAGUGCGAAAGUCGUCCCUCGAAGAGGAACCUUGCGAUAGCCCUGAAAAGCAACGUCAAAUUAAGGGAACGAAAAAAGAAAAAGUAGAGGGAAAAAACAGGACGCAAAUGUAGCUUUCAAUCGGUCCCUAGAUCGUAAGCGAACAAGACUUCCCCUCUGAUAUUUUAGAUAAUUUUCUCGCGUGGAAAAAAAACAAAAAACCAGGAGAUCCGCCCAGCUCACAUUGAGUCGCGCGCGACUUCCCCCCCUUUUUCAUUCUUCUUUUAUUUUUUUCUCUCCUCUUUCUUCCUUACCCUCGUCGCGUCAGCAUUUAGGAAUAAAUGGAGAAGUCGCGACGUGAGGGAUUUUUCGAAAGGAAAACUGACCCAUGUACAGGGCUCACCGGAAUGUUAUUUUUCCAGAGCGAGCUGUUUAACAUUUAAGCCGCGAUUAGACGAACAUGGUCGGCGGAGGAUGAGGAUUCCUUGUCGGAAAUCGCAGAACCGCCGAGAGCGAACAAACCGCGAGUGCUCUUUCCCCCAUUUAUAUAUAUAUAUAUAUACAUAUGCAUAUAAAUUAUUUCUUAUACACUAUUUAACGCGGAAGAUGCGAGUAAUAUAUGUGUAGCAUAUGUCGAUACGUGUACGAAACCGAGUACGCGGAAAGUCGAGCGCCAAGGGCCACAAUACCAUGUAUUGUUGCGAAUGGAAAGGGAAGCUCGGCUUAAAGAGACGAGAAAAUAUGUAUAUUAAUAACCGACCUAGGGUACUGAUCAAGGAAAUGAAAUAUGUCCCGACGAGAUGACAGAGGCGCGGAUUAAAUUCCCCAAAGUCGCGUUUUCAAGGAGAUCGUCUCUGGCCGGGAAGCGCGAAAAUUUCCACGCCGUGGAUUUGCAUCCCUAAGGAGAGUGACAUAAUUGUUGUGCGUCAUAACGCGUCCCGUGAAGCAUUUGUUAAACAAAACGAAGAAAAAGAAAAAUAGGCGUAUCCGUACGCGACGAAGCAUACAUUCGAUGUGCGAUACUCGCGCCAAUUUAUAUAUACAUAUAUAAAUAUUAAUCUCGCGUAAAGUUCGAGAACAUUCGAGAGUUACUUCGCGAAGAAGGGGAUUCGCGGAGUUUCCGCCACUUAUUAUUUUCUUUCUUUCAUUUUUUUUUCUCUCCUUCUCUAAUGUACAUUAAAUACCCAGCGGAGGGACGAUUGUUGCUUAAUGAUAAGCGAUUUAACCCUAAGAGGCCCGUCGAGAGGAUUGUCAAGCUCUGGUGUCAGGGUGUAACCUCGGUAUAUCUGGGAAAAGGGGGGAAUUUUCACUUUUCCGAGCACACAGGACUUUUCCCCGAUCGCCCCGCGAUCGGUGCUAAUAGCGUGCGAGACACUAUAUUGUAUAUGACCAGAUUUGUAUCGAUGUUAUUGCAAGUGGAUUGUGAAAUAAAUGUUUUCCUUUUUUC
Orussus abietinus is the source of this 5083-nucleotide messenger RNA. It is a transcript of the gene Regnase-1, whose product is annotated as endoribonuclease ZC3H12A. NCBI's taxonomy places the organism in Eukaryota, Metazoa, Arthropoda, Insecta, Hymenoptera, Orussidae. Gene Ontology annotation, cellular component: cytoplasmic ribonucleoprotein granule; nucleus. Gene Ontology annotation, molecular function: mRNA binding; RNA endonuclease activity; metal ion binding. The record is from RefSeq and is a predicted model, not a curated record. The coding region runs from base 483 to 2492 and encodes 669 amino acids. The transcript is spliced from 7 exons.